Xenia sp. Carnegie-2017 is the source of this 1134-nucleotide messenger RNA. RefSeq names its product sulfotransferase 1 family member D1-like. Lineage: Eukaryota; Metazoa; Cnidaria; Anthozoa; Malacalcyonacea; Xeniidae. The record is from RefSeq and is a predicted model, not a curated record. The transcript is spliced from 2 exons. Gene Ontology annotation, biological process: sulfation. Gene Ontology annotation, molecular function: sulfotransferase activity. Gene Ontology annotation, cellular component: cytoplasm.
AAAGGUGAACGCAUAAGCUUGAUAGCUCACCUUAAUAUUGAUCAUCUUAAAUAUGUCAAUUCGUAAUGUACUGAAACCAGAGGUAGAAGAAGCAUUAACCAACUUGUUUGCCAAAGAAUAUUUAGAGAAAGCGGCUAGCUUCGUUCCAAGACCUAGUGAUGUCUUCAUUAAUUGUCCACCAAAAUGAGGCACGACAUGGGUGUCACAAAUUGUUCAUCAGUUGAGAAGCGGAGGAGACACGAGUUUUAAUGAUAUAGACGAAGUUGUGGUAUACCUUGAUCUUAUCUAUGGUGUCGAUCCAAAUUUUGAUCUAAAUUAUGAACAAAAGUUUCAACCUAGAUGUUUUAAAAGCCAUUUUUCUUAUGAUAACAUUCCUAAAGGCGCAAAGUAUGUCCUCGUUUAUCGGGAGCCAUGUGCAGUUGUCGAGAGUCAUUAUCGUUUUAAUGAAAAGUUUCUUUUUGAGCCUGGGGAAAUCACGAUGGAAGAUCAUAUUGAACCAGGUGGUGGCCAAUGGUGGCCAAAGCGUAACGAUCCGAGCGUUUUGAUGCUGACUUAUGAAGAUUUGUGCGAAGAUUUGGAAAGUUCCGUUACCUCGAUUGCUGCUUUCUUGGAAAUCAAAGAUGAAGAAAACAUAAAAACUGCGUUGAAGAUGAGCUCUUUUGACUUCAUGAAGGCAAAUGCGGAAAAAUUUGAAGAUUUUAUGUUGCGUGACCUAUUUCAUCGAGUUGGUUUUCGAAGCUCAGCACGCCUAAAACGUGUUGCAUUGGGACCAUCGAACAAAGAACGAAAUAAAAUGAGUGAAAAUGCCAUAAAAGCCAUACAAGAAAUGUGGAAUAAAUUUGUUUUACCAGCAACUGGUUUUGAAAACUACGAACAGUUUCGAUAUGUUUUAAGAAACAAAAAAUAUUAAUUCAUGUGAAGUUAUAUCAUUUAAUCAAUUUAAAUUGCAUUGUAUUACAUAUUAAAGCUAGCAUAUAACCAACAUAACACAAAAAGACAACAUAAAACUGUAUAUGGUACGUUUUGUUUUAUAGAUGUAGGUCAAAGUUUGCUCAAAACGUAGCAUAACAUUACAACGUAACAUUUUAAUUAUAUAAUAAUCAAAUUAGAUUAUAUUUAGUUACACAGGAUCAA